Messenger RNA from Paramormyrops kingsleyae, 2159 nucleotides. RefSeq names its product phospholipid phosphatase 2b (gene plpp2b). Gene Ontology annotation, cellular component: plasma membrane. Lineage: Eukaryota; Metazoa; Chordata; Actinopteri; Osteoglossiformes; Mormyridae. The record is from RefSeq and is a predicted model, not a curated record. Gene Ontology annotation, molecular function: phosphatidate phosphatase activity. Gene Ontology annotation, biological process: phospholipid dephosphorylation; signal transduction; phospholipid metabolic process.
GUUCUUUUUUACUUUUUUUUUCCUUUCCUUGGCAUCGAGCAACCUGACGUCAGAUUCUGGGAGUGGAGACAGAACUAGGAAGAGUGAGAAGGGAUCGUUAGCUGGCCUCGUUUAUGGAAAGAAUUGGGUGCCGUGUACUUUUCUUCGGGAGUUACAACCUCCUACGUAUAGCAAUGUGCGCAACAGGAGACAGAAGCCGAGACUCCGAUUUAGCCUCUUUUUGACUAAGCCGGUAUCCUGCGUUUGCAGAAGUGUUUUACUAUCCUUAAUUACUACACCUACACUGUAAACAAUCCAGGGCAGGUAGGGAAGUUAAGCCGGAAGAACUUGCAGUACAAGAAACAGUGUUUUCAAAAUGCAUUACUGAAUUAUCCUGUAUUUUUUUUUCCACCGCUUGUGAUUAUUAUUGCAUGAGUUGCAAAAAUCCUUAAGCGAAUCGAUAGCUUUUAAAUAGAGUCUAUAUCAUUUUAAAAUUAAACCGUGGGUCCUUGGGACGAAAUGGAAACAACCAUGACUUUGAGAAAAAAGAAGCUUUUUGUUUUAAUGGAUGUCAUGUGCGUUUUGGUUGCCGCUCUGCCCUCCAUAAUCAUGAACCUGCUCUGCAAGCCAUACCAGCGGGAAGUUAACUGUGAAGACGAGAGCAUCAGGUACCCUUUCAAGGAGGACACCAUCACUCACGGUCUGAUGGCUGCCGUCACCAUCAGCUGCACCGUCAUCAUUAUAUGUUCUGGUGAAGCCUACUUGGUCUACAGCAAGAAGAUUCACUCCAACAGUGACUUCAACCAGUAUGUGGCCGCACUUUAUAAGGUGGUGGGCACCUUCCUGUUUGGAGCGGCCGUCAGCCAGUCCCUAACCGACCUGGCGAAGUAUACCAUCGGACGUCCGCGCCCCAACUUCAUGGCGGUCUGUGCUCCCAAAACCUGCAAGGGCAAUGUGCUGCAAAUCAACUGCUCUGGGAUCCCAGCCAACGUCACAGAAUCCAGGUUGUCCUUCUACUCUGGACACUCUUCCUUUGGGAUGUACUGCAUGCUGUUCUUGGCGCUGUACGUUCAGGCCCGGCUGGUGGCAAAAUGGGCCCGACUUCUGCGACCCACAAUCCAGUUCUUCCUCUUGGCGUUCGCUGUCUACGUGGGCUAUACCCGCGUGUCUGACUACAAGCACCACUGGAGCGAUGUUCUGACAGGUCUCCUGCAGGGGGCGCUCAUUGCCAUCCUCAUUGUGCGCUACGUGUCGGACUUCUUCAAGACGCGCCCCCCCCGCUGCUCGAGCCCUGAGACGCCUGAUAGUGAGGAGCUGGAACACAAGCCCAGCCUGCAGGUCCGCGACACUGAGCGCAGCAACCAUUUCGGCUACCCAAGCUCAGCAUGAUGGGGGUGGGGGGGGUUCCUGAAUGCCGCUCAAUCUUCGGACAGGAUGGCGGCGGAAGCGGCGCACAGUGGACGUGCCCGGUGAUCUGGACCCGCCUGCCCGCCUUCCCCGCAGCCGCGAGCUCGUGGCAGACUUGCUCCGCCGCGUGUGACUGCAUUUUAAUUCUUCCGUUUCUUAUCCUGAGUUAGUAGUGUAAAGCUGGACUGUGAAGAGCGACCUUUUUAUACUAAGUUGGUGGGGGCAGUGAAUGUUUCUGUACAAACGGUGGGGUAUGAGGAUUGGGGUGGGGGGGGGGGCAAAGCAGAUGCAGUGAUUAAUUAAAGGCCAGUGGACUGACAUUGACAGCAGGUUCUUGUAUUACUAAAUUCCUCUUCCUCCCGGUACCGCCCAUCUUGUGGAGGAUUCUGGGUAGUCGCUGCACGCUUGCUGCAUGCUCCCCCCCCGAGUUCGGGUAUCUUAACCAGAGUGGAUUGGCUGCUUUAUCCUAUGUAUGUGCCUGUCAGCAUAUGGUAAGUAGUUCCAGUUUAUAUUGGGAACUAACUGACCUGGACACUACUGUAGGUGUUUCCCAGUCUUGUGCACCGUGUGACUAAUCCACGCCUCUCCUGAGGUUUUUUAAAUUCCUAUAUUAAUUACAUUACCAUGAAGCCAAACUGGGCUUAUGCUUUAAGGAUUUUUAUUUUAUGAUGUAUGAGUUGGCACUGUCGCCUCACACCUCUGGGACCCGGGUUUGAGCUUCUGCCAGGGUUCCAUGCGUGGAGUUUGCAUGUUCUCCCCAGGGUUCCAUGCGU